Moesziomyces antarcticus is the source of this 1104-nucleotide messenger RNA. RefSeq lists its product as uncharacterized. Gene Ontology annotation, molecular function: protein phosphatase regulator activity. Gene Ontology annotation, cellular component: cytoplasm; Nem1-Spo7 phosphatase complex. The transcript has a single exon. The coding region runs from base 1 to 1104 and encodes 367 amino acids. The record is from RefSeq and is a predicted model, not a curated record. Lineage: Eukaryota; Fungi; Basidiomycota; Ustilaginomycetes; Ustilaginales; Ustilaginaceae.
AUGCCGCCCAAGACAGCCGCGUCGGGACGUGGGCGCUCGCAGCACACACGCAACUCGUCCAUCACAUCGCAGCGAGACAAGGACGAGGGCGAGCCGUUCCAUCCAGCUGCGGAUGCCGCCACCUUCCGCGAUCUGCUCAUCUUUGAGGAGCGUCUGAAGCAGAAUGCCGCACGACUGCAGGCUCGCAAACGCAAGUACGAGCUGCUGCUGGCUGGCUUUGUCGGGUUCAUCCUGUGCCUAUCGCAUUUUGUCGUCGUCUCUCCGCGGUCUUCGGUGUUUCUGCAGUACAGCCUGGCUGCAGUGCUCAUGAUCUGCCUCACCACACUCUUCCUCUUUUUCGCCAGCGGUAUGCAUGCAGAACGCAUCCGAUCCGCCAACAAGUUCGUCCCGCAGGCGAAUCGAAGUUUGCGCAGCUUCAACAUGUAUCUCAACACGCGCACCUCGGCUUCCUCGCGGUGGUGGUCCCUCCGUCGGCUGCUCCGACCCGAUCAAACUACCAAAUCCACAUCGAAGGAAUCCUCAUCGCUAGUCAGUAUGGUUGACAAGGCGCUCAACCGAGGAACGACCGUGUCGAAGUCUUCCUCGCGGCUGUCGAGUGGAGCAUCGAGUCCGCGCAGAGCUGCACUGUCUUCCAUCCCGCCAUCGCAGAACAGCAGGGGCGAACUCAUCUUUAGCAAUCGCGUCAGUCCCGACUUUCGCGAAGGCUACGAGCGGUAUCGUGCGGCGUUUGAGCGACGAAGGGCCGAAAAGAUCGCAGCCAAGCGCGCUCAGUCGUGGAAGAGGUGGUUCGACUACCUGCUUGCGCGCAAUUCGACUCAGCCAGCCAACGACUCCACACCCAAGCGCACGCAGGCCCGCAGCUCCCGUCCGAGCGCAGCACAUUCGCAUCCCACACGCAGCUCAAAACAUCGCACUCCGCGGUCGGGGCAGUCGACCACCCAGCCCGAUUCCGGCAACGAAAUGGCUGCAGCUUCAGACGAUGCCCCCCCGCUCCACAGUGCUGGUGCUCACGGCGAAGACCUCAGCGAGGGCGGCUUGAGCGACGAUGGCUAUCCCCCAUCCAUGGCCUCCGGCUCAUCCUUAUCCGGUCACGAACCAACAUAA